Molecule: messenger RNA, 1465 nt
Organism: Cucurbita pepo subsp. pepo (vegetable marrow)
Lineage: Eukaryota; Viridiplantae; Streptophyta; Magnoliopsida; Cucurbitales; Cucurbitaceae
Product: phosphoglucan phosphatase DSP4, amyloplastic
Biological process (GO): starch catabolic process; protein dephosphorylation
Cellular component (GO): chloroplast
Molecular function (GO): starch binding; carbohydrate phosphatase activity
Source: RefSeq, a predicted model, not a curated record
UCCUCUGUGAUUCACAGGAACGUGAUCGAGAGCAUGCUGCGCGCGUACGUAAAGUGAAUCGAGGUACCGAUCGACGUCCAUUCUUCGAAGUCCAAAGUUUCAGUCAGUGCAAGAGAGAUCUUACAAUUUGCUUUGUUGCCGCGGCGGAGAACGAUCGCAAUCCGACCAUGAAUUGUCUUCAAAACCUUUCAAUAUCAUCUUCUUUGCCGCUGCGAAGCUUCAAAUGCCGGCAGAGAAAGCUUGAGUUCCAGCCCUGCAAACUGGUGAUGAGGAACUUUACCGAUCUACAUCGACGUUCUUCCGUGAAGGCCGUAUCUGGAUCUACAUCAAGUGUUGAAAUAAGUGGCGCUGAAGUGGAUGAUGCCGAGGCAAAGGAGGAAAAAGAGGCAAAGGAGGAAAAAGAGGAAAAGGAGGAAAAGGAGGAAAAGUCUGAGAUAUACAGCCAGAACAUGACAGAAGCUAUGGGUGCUGUAUUGACAUAUAGACAUGAGCUGGGAAUGAACUACAACUUCAUUUGUCCGGAUUUAAUUGUAGGGUCAUGCCUACAGACUCGAGAGGAUGUUGACAAGCUCCGCAGCAUUGGAGUUAAAACAAUUUUCUGCUUGCAGCAAGAUCCAGAUUUAGAAUAUUUUGGGGUUGACAUUGGUGCUAUAAUAGAGUAUACAAGGACGUUUGAUGAUAUCGAACAUUUGCGAGCUCAAAUAAGGGAUUUUGAUGCAUUCGACCUACGGCUAAGAUUACCAGCUGUCGUAAGCAAAUUACAUAAAGCGAUAAACCAAAACGGUGGAGUGACUUAUAUACAUUGCACUGCUGGACUUGGAAGAGCUCCUGCUGUUGCGCUGGCUUAUAUGUUCUGGGUUCGAGGCUACACGCUCAAUGAGGCUUUAGAAUUACUGCUGAGCAAACGACCAUGCUUCCCAAAAAUAGAUGCUAUUAAAAGUUCAACGGCUGAUAUUCUUUCGGGAUUUAAAAAGAAGCCCAUCACUUUAUCGUGGGAAGAUGACCAAUGCUCAAUUGUAGAGGUAUCUGGACUUGAUAUUGGAUGGGGUCAGAGGGUUCUAUUAAAAUUCGACAAGGAACGAGGUGUAUGGAUUCUCAACAAGGAACUGGCGGAAGGACUAUAUGAAUACAAAUAUAUCAUUGAUGGUCAAUGGAGGUGCAACGAAACCGAGCCCGUCACUCCACCCAACAAAGAUGGCCACGUCAACAAUUUCAUUCAAGUUGAUGGUGAUGAUGAUCCAAGUAGUGAGAGAGCUAUUGUCCGAGGAAGGUUAACUGGAGACGACCCAGAACUCACGAAUGAAGAAAGAGGCAAAAUAAGGCAAUUUCUUGAAGCUUGCCCGAAUGAAAAUUGAAUCAGGGUAUUCUUUUACCUAGAAUUAUUAAUUUUUUUACCUCGAGAUAGAGUAUAAUAAUAGUGUCAAUAAAAGAAAUAAAUGGAUCGAAUUUUAUUGGCACGAUUCCA